Molecule: messenger RNA, 1198 nt
Organism: Cervus elaphus (red deer)
Lineage: Eukaryota; Metazoa; Chordata; Mammalia; Artiodactyla; Cervidae
Gene: IL36B
Product: interleukin 36 beta
Exons: 5
Coding region: 244-720 (158 amino acids)
Biological process (GO): cellular response to lipopolysaccharide; positive regulation of gene expression; cytokine-mediated signaling pathway
Molecular function (GO): cytokine activity; interleukin-1 receptor binding
Source: RefSeq, a predicted model, not a curated record
CCUCUGUCUUGGACCAGUUUUCUUGUCAAAGUGGGAACACCCAGAGCCAGGAAAUAACCCUAUUUCCUCACUCAUUUAAAGGCCUGGAAGUCCCGGACAGUUCUCCAGGGCACUUGGGUGCAGGUGGAGCCUUAACAUUGGGCUCUAGGACAAGAGCAUCUCUGGACAAAGACUAACUGCUGACCACAGCCUCUCCACCAUCUGGUCUACCUCAUCCUCUUCACGGAAAGCCCUGAAGCCAACAUGGAAAGCCCUAUGUUGCGAGAAAAUCCCAGUUACCUUCACAUUCGUGAUUCUCAGCAGAUGGUGUGGAUCGUAAAAGGAAAUUCAUUAAUAGCAGUUCCUUCUAGCAACAACGUUAAACCUGUCAUUCUUUCCUUGAUAGCAUGUAGAGACAUAGAAUUCCACAAGGAAGGAGAAGGUACUCCACAUUACCUGGGAAUCAAGGACAAAAGUCUCUGUCUCUACUGUACAGAAAUCCAGGGCUAUCCCACUUUGCAGCUUAAGGAAGAAAAUAUCAUGAAUCUCUACAAUCAGCCCAAAGGAGAGAAGUGCUUCCUCUUUUACCGCAAUUACGAAGGCUCCACUGUUGUCUUUCAGUCUGUCUCCUACCCUGGCUGGUUCAUUGCAACCUCUUCUGAGGCAGGGCAGCCCGUUACCCUCACCAAGGAGAGGGGCACAGCCAAAAGCACGAAUUACUACUUAGAGGAUGGACGCUAAAUCCAGUCUGGGCUCUGGGUGGCUGAAUCCAGUUCAGAGAAUCAAGCAGUCAGAGGUUCUUCUGUUUGAAAACACAACAGGUCAUCUUAAGAGACCACCGUACGUGGAUGCCCAUCCAUAGCCUACCUCAUUCUCAUCACCUCAAAACCACCUCCUCUUCUAGAUAUUCUCUAGAUUUGUUGCUGUUGUUUAGUCACUAAGUUGUGUCCGACUCUUUUGUGACCCCAUGGACUAUAGCCUGCCAGGCUCCUCUGUCCAUGGGAUUUCCCAGGCAAAAUAUUGGAGUGGGUUGCCAUUUCCUUCUCCAGGGGAUCUUCCUGACCCAGGGAUCAAACCCACAUAUCCCGCAUUGGCCGACAGAUUCAUUGAACCACCAGGGAAGCCCACCCUCUAGAUAAUCUCUAGAUGAUUUCUAGAUACACUGUGUCCCCCACUUGCACGUCAUUCCAGUGUGAAACCUAAGAGUCACUUUUUAUUC